This is a messenger RNA of Micropterus salmoides (largemouth bass), 5804 nucleotides long. It is a transcript of the gene bsk146, whose product is annotated as brain specific kinase 146. Bases 380 to 1687 code for a protein of 435 amino acids. The transcript is spliced from 5 exons. Gene Ontology annotation, biological process: peptidyl-serine phosphorylation; peptidyl-threonine phosphorylation. Lineage: Eukaryota; Metazoa; Chordata; Actinopteri; Centrarchiformes; Centrarchidae. The record is from RefSeq and is a predicted model, not a curated record. Gene Ontology annotation, molecular function: ATP binding; protein serine/threonine kinase activity.
UCACUACUGGCGCUCCGCUCCUCCGCUGCCUCCCCUCUCCUCUCAUCCUGGAGGACAGAGCGAUGCGGAGACAAUAGGACGCAGAACCGGAGGAGGCUGCAGGAUGCUCGGCGCUACAUCCACCGUCACACGGCUGCACGGAGGCUUCUCACAGGACACCGAGAUCAGGCGUUUCUCCCGGCUCACCUGGCCUUAGUAUGCGCUUAGAUCAUCCCGUGUGUUCACCAGCAUCCUGGGCUGACAAGGCGGGCUCCACGGCCCCCAUAUGGGAACCUACUGAAGGUGACACCAGGUUUUAGCUGCUGCUGCUCUUGUCCUGCCUGAGCAUCCGUUCCCCAGCUUUUCUUCCCCAGUCUGUCCCCUGAAGUGAUUCCCCAGCAUGAGUUCCUCUCCGCUCGUGUCUCGAGCCAACAUGGACAUCCUGGACGAGCUGCAGCUGAUUGCGGCCCAGAAUCUGGAGAGGCUGGAGGUCAACAAGUACUACGAAGUGAUCAGGGAGCUGGGCAAAGGCACCUACGGCAAGGUGGACCUGGUCAUCCACAAGAUCAGAGGUACAAAAAUGGCACUGAAGUUCUUGAAGAAGAAGACUACCAAGCUGAAGUCGUUCCUGCGGGAGUACAGCAUCUCACUCUACCUGUCUCCCUGCCCUUUUAUCAUCAACAUGUUCGGCAUCGCCUUCGAGACAGACGAAUACUAUGUGUUUGCACAGGAGUACGCUCUGGCAGGGGACCUCUUCGAUAUUAUUCCUCCACAGGUUGGUCUUCCAGAGGCAGUGGCAAAGCGCUGUGUGCACCAAGUAGCCAUCGCCCUGGACUACCUGCAUUGCAAGAAGCUGGUCCACAGGGACAUCAAGCCUGAAAACAUCCUCAUUUUUGACAGAGAGUGCCGCAAGGUCAAGCUGUCCGACUUCGGCAUGACCCGCAGAGCUGGCUCGCCUGUGAAAAGAGUGAGUGGCACCAUCCCCUACACGGCCCCGGAGCUCUGCGACGUGUCCCGCCACGAGGGUUUCUGCGUGGACUACAGCACUGAUGUCUGGGCCUUCGGUGUGCUGCUCUUCUGUAUGCUGACCGGCAACUUCCCCUGGGAGAAGGCGCUACCCUCCGACUCCUUCUACCAGGAGUUCAUCCGCUGGCAGAGGAGGAGGACGAACACGGUGCCGUCCCAGUGGAGGCGCUUCACUGAGCAGGCUCUGCGCAUGUUCCGCCGGUUGCUCUCCGUGGAACAGGACCGCCGUUGCUCCGUCAAAGAGGUCUUCGGGUACUUCAGCCACUCCUGGAUGCUGGAUGCGGAGAACAACAACAACAACGGCAACAGCGGAAAUGGCGGAGAGAGGGUUGGCGGCGGAGGGGGUGGAGGAGGGGGACGGGGAGAGGUGGACGGCACUAUCUCGUCAUCUUCAUCCGGGGAGGAAGACGAGGAGGUCCUCGUGGAGAGGAUGAAGCAGCAGACUUUAUCUCCUCUCUCCCCGCUGUCACCGCUCUCUCCCAUGUCUCCGGUGGCGGUGGAGAGGGGGAACGGCGGCGGGGCUAAGGGCGGGAUGAUGGAACCGGGCGGUGGGCACCAUUUCGUGUCCGUCUCCACCAACAGCUCCGUGUCGUCCACCAACAGUUACGACCGAAUGCCGCGAGAAAACAGUUCGCCGGGUGGCCGCAUGCUGGUGGCUACGCCCAUUGAAAUCUGCGUCUGAGUGCGCCAGAACGUUGAUGUUGUCACAAACUCACAAAGCGGUACACACUUUUAUACCUCUCAUCCGACCACGUAGAUGUGCAUGCAUGGAAAAAGAAACAAACAGACAAUGAGUACUAACACAUAUCCUGUUUUAAUCAUCCUGGGAUAGGAAGAGCACACGCAUGGAAAGUAUUUGUAGAAUGCAUACAUUCCUCAUGAGGUUGGGUUUUUGGUCAGAUUGGAGUCAUGAAGCACCAAUUUACAAUUUGAUUUCACUGAUGUGUGCAAAUGCAGUUUUGUGAAACCCAGAGGAAAAAUGAAAAAUUGCUUCCAUUAGAGAUUCUGUCACUAAAAGAAGACCAAAAUGUAUUUCUUAAAGCAAUACUUCCAGCAAAAAAGAAAAAGAAAACAAGAAGCAAGCAGAGACACAGAAGACGCAGAGUGCUGUGUGAUCUCUUCAGGGUGUGACCGGGUGUAAUUUCUGAAUGAAGCCAAGGGACAAAGGAUUUGUAUUUUUGAAGAAGACUAAAACAGAGUUCCAAGGAAAUACCUUGCAGGAUAAAAAAAGAACGGUGGUUUUAAAUGUUUGUGUGUUUGUUGUAUCACUGUUCCGUAUGUAUGAAUCCAAAUGAAGUGGAUUUAUUUUGCUUUGAGAAUUUUAUUGUUUACUUGAACCUAAAAAGAACAUCACACUAUUUUUUCUAUUACUUUUUUUUUGUAAAGCAGCUUUCUUUGUCUUUCAUUCAACUUCACAUUGUGAUUUGGUGUUCUGGCCUAGCUGUAUCUGCCAACACAUUUGGUUGGCAGCUGUACAUAUUGGUUUGAACCGUUAUGUAUAUUCUGUACGAGGUUUGACCAACGGCUUUCAGACGGAAUAUUUUACCGUCCAUGACGUCAGACUGGACUGAGAGAAGGCUUAUGAUGUCUCUGUCAAACAUGUCUACUUCACUGUUCAAAGACUAUUUUCUACUCACUCUCCAAAUUCUGCUUCUAUAGAUUCUGUUUUCUUUGAAAAGUUUUUCCCCCCAAAAUCUGUUUGUAUUGCUUAUGUUUUCUUCGAAACUAUUAGGGAAAUGUAUUGUCUGAAAAGAUGAGAAAAAUAAUCACUAAUCAUUUUUAAUUCAACCUGAAGAAGAAGAAAAAAAUCCCAGAAGAUGUUAAAGAGUCACCUUUUAUAAAAUUGCAUGACGAGUAGCUCAAACAUACCUUUACGACAAAUUUGAACCGGAUUUACAAAAAAAAAGCGGAAAAACAGGAUAAAAAGAAACGUAAAAUGUUGUGAUGUGGAAUUUUUGCCGUAGCACAAUUUCUUGCAUUAUGUCCCAGAGUGAAUAUUGCCGUCAUGAUCUCCUGAGACAUCCUAGGGCUAAAAAAUCCAAACAAUAAUUAGUUUCUAUUCAGUGUGUUGUAUUUGUAUUGCUAUUAAUGACAUGUACAUCGUACCACCUUCAGCAACAGAAAAAAGCAAAGCAUGAAGACAUAGAGCAAGAGGCUUGAGUUUAAAUCACAGGUAGGGAGAGUUUUCCUUCUAAAUUGCCAAUUUUAGUAAAGUAGUGUGGCGUACACGUGUUUUUUUCUCUACCAACUUAAAAUUAACAGCAAAAAAAGUGAUCCCUUCCUUUUCUUUGACUCAUGAUGAAUAUUACCUAAAUAAUUUGAAGGAGAAAAAAAAGUAUUGGAUCGAGCACAGGAAUGGGCGUUUUGUGUGUUGCUUUCCAGACAUAAAUCUGCAUGAACUUGUAUGUGCUGAAGCUCUGUUGUGAAAACCUGCUCCGUGUUUCGCCGCUCACAAGCUGUCGUACCCUGUAAAUGUAGUAUAUCUGCAAACAACAUGUUUCUUUAUCUUGUGAGAGUCAGUAGCCUCAGCUUGGAUCCACCCUGAGGAUCAGCUAAACUCAGUUCAGCCCUAACGUUAACCCUGUUUGGAUCAUGUUCGCCAAAGCUGCUCCCGGAUCAGCGAGUGAGUAUGCAAAUGACUACAUCUUGUGACAAUCUCUGACCUCAUCCGGCAGCCUUCUGACUCGGAACAAAGGACGGUCCUGAUACAGACACUGUAGCCGUGCUGUUUUCUCCAUCAGCCAGCUGCAAGCAGCUCUGGCUCUGCAGCGUUUACUGUGUAAGCUCCAGCACUUGAGAUUCAACUGGUGAGGCCUCACACAUGACCGUAUGAAGAAGAGAUUACACGGGCCUGUUCAUUACCUCAUCGUGUCAUUCUUUCUCUGCAGAAUACCUCCUCAAACCACCCUUCAACUUCUCCUCAGCACUUCCCAGAUGUAUCUAUAGUGUAUCAAACAUCCAUUCUAAUCUAACAAACCGUUUAUUCUUUUUACAAGUCAAGUGAGAAAUUGUGUAAAACUGGUAGUGGCGGAGCCAAGGGGUGGGCACUUUGGAAAAAAAUUAAAUAAAGGAAUGACUACUAUCAGGUGAAUUGUUCAAAUUAUCUGGAAUGCAACCCACAUUACAAAAUAUGCUGCAGAAUUGACAUUUGGUCAUUUGCUCUGCCUCCACUGCCUUAGUGAGAGUCAAGCUAACGUUUGUUGUGGUGGUAAUGCUAACGCAGGCUUUUGCGUUUUGAAAAGUCAGUAAACAGCUUCACCUUAUCUACGAUUUUUCCAUCUGUGGUGUCAGAUCCAAAAUACUUCCACACAUUACUUCUCACAUGAUUUGGUGUCAUGAUUACCUGUUGAGCACAGCUUGCUAGUUACCUCCAUUUUGCAUUAGUGAAGACAACAAGAUUUUACAUUACAUUUUUUGUAUGUGUUUAAAUGGUGGUUAAAAUUUCGAUUAAAAAAUGUACAGCCCUAGUGGGCAGAAUAGAGACUAAAGCCUGGCCACACCAUUGGCCACCACACACAGCAUCACUACCCUGCUCUUUCAUUUGCAGAAUCUUUCCCUGUUAAUCGCUACAUGAGCCAGCAAACGUUUUCACACGCUGUGCAGGAGUGAUAUUAAAAGGUGCCUCUUUGGAAGUGUCAUGUAAAACAAACACGAUGUUGGCACAUUGCUGCAUUGCCUCUAUGAGUGUUGUUGCCAACAUCUGUCAUCAGAAUAGCCUAACGGCAGGAUGUGAGUUGCGCUUCUUGGAUGUGUGAGCAUGUGCGUCCAUGUACACACAUGAGGUCCCACUCGUAAAAACAUUGCUCAUAGUGCUUGUGGUCAAACAAUCCACAGCAUACAUUUAACUUAACAGAUUGGAGACGCAAAAUAUUUGCACCUGCACUGUCAACGUAGUUUAAUACAAAGUGAUCUGAAAUCCUCUUGUAUUUACCCAGUUUUUGGCUCCUUUUUUUUUUUAAACGGCAAGAUUCAGCAUUAUUUCAGCCCACAAGACCAUUAGGAGCUCAUUUAGACAACAAAGCCAAAUUUUGGUCAUAAACAAACAUCCACUAAACUGUUUACAACAGCCUAUUAAAUGUGACCUCUAAAGGCGUACUGUAAGCUUGGUGCUCACUUAGCAGUGUUGCCUCGAUGACUGAACAACAGUAACUAUUUGACCUGUGGCACUGUGCCAUGCAGAAAAACUGAAAAAGACACAGAUUUGUUUCAGCCACCUGGAUGAAGAUGUGUUUGGCUCCGCCACUAAAGUCUGGGUGAGAUAAUUCUACUUGUUGCUAUGCAGAUUCGUUAGUUUCGGGGAUUUCUGAGACAUAAAAUGUUCAACAAGGCAACACAGAUUAGACUGACGGAUUCCUGAAACUAAAGAAACAAGUUGAUUUUCAGGAUAUUCUUAAUCUCAUCACAGUAAUCAUUUGAAUUGUGAUGCAACUAUAAGCAACAGAAUGUAAUGAAGAACUAAAGUCAAGUUAGAAUGGAUAUGUUACGUUCAGGUCCAGUAUCCGCUGCAGCUGAGGACAAACUACACAUUAAGGGAUACGUCACCUUCCCUUUUCUUCCUCGCCACGCCUGAAUCAGUCGCUGCUGCCUCUUCACCUCAUCCAUAGCGUAAAGUGUUGUAAUGGAGUUCCAGUGUCUUUCUGUCCAGUGACACGUUUCAAAGCAUCAUGAUUUUGGUGUUGGAGUUUUAGUGAGUAGAUGACCACAGCACUAGAACUCGUAUCCGGUUCUGUCUUUGCAAUACAACUGUCUUCCUGUAAGCUAAGAUUUAGUCAAUAAAAUGAGAAUUCUUGUUGGAGUGA